This is a messenger RNA of Sphenostylis stenocarpa, 378 nucleotides long. The record is from the annotation of a GenBank genome assembly. NCBI's taxonomy places the organism in Eukaryota, Viridiplantae, Streptophyta, Magnoliopsida, Fabales, Fabaceae.
AUGGAUGAUGGAGGCGUGGAGAGUAGGAGUACUGCACGUGAUGGGUCCCAUGCUGGGCAUUGGGGUAGGGGAGUUUUGAAGGAGUAUGUGGUGGUGGCGGCAACAGGCUGCGGUGCGCACGCUGAGAUGCUAACCAUGGACGAUGGCCCACAGCCCACACAGAGAGGGGACCCACUUUAUCUUCCAAAUCACUCUCUCUCUCUCUCUCUGUCAAUGCCUGCCCACUGUCUCCGUACGUACACUGCCGAUGUGGGACCCACCUAUCCCCAAUCCAACGGUCCCUCUUCCCCACGUGGGCCCCACCAUCCCCAAAGAAAUAGGGCCAUGGCCUUGCUGGUUUGGUUGGGUUGGGUGCCUCUGCCUGCCCCCUCACUUUGA